GGAUAUAUUCAAUAUACGAGUCGUGUCCUCAAUAUUAUUAUUUCAUGACUUUCACUAUUUUUUUCAUAAUUUAUCAAUUUAUUCCAUUGUGUGGUUAUUAAUUGGUUAAAUUCACCUGUGUAUAGAUAGUAGGUGAAAUGAAAAAGCAAUACAGUCAUUGAAAAAAAAUCACUAAUCAUUCGCUUCGUCAUUGUUUUGUCGAUAAAAAAAAAAUUUCAGAAAAUAUUCCUGAUUCCCAUAUUUCAAAAGAAUUGCUUAUCACAUUGCUUCACUGGAGUUACUAAUUUCAAUAUUCCUGAAACAACAACAACCAAAUCAGAAUCAUUAUGUCUGAACAUAAAUCGAAAACAUUUCCCGCAAUGAUGCCACAACAGCCAACGCCCCAAUCGAAUACUUCAUCAUUUACAAUGAUGACAUCACCACCGUCCAUGCCACCGCCACCGUCGCUUUCUGAGAUCACAAAAACAACACGUACAAUUAAUCAACGACGUUUAUCCGAACGUAAAAGUUCACAGGAAUUAUUUCAACAACCAAAGCUCAAAAUGCUAUAUGGAAAAGAUCUAAAAGAAUAUGAUAAUCUUAAUGUUGAAGAUUUAUUGGGACAAUUAUCGGCUGAAGAAUUGGAACAACUUAGCUCUGAAGUAGAUCCUGAUGAUAGUCUAUUACCACCAUCACAACGUUGUAAAGAUCAGACGAAUAAAGAUCCAACUGGACCGUUAAAACGGCGACAAUUGUUGAAUUUUCUAACGAAAUUCGCUAAAGAACAGGAAGAUUGGCCUGAGAUUAAAAAAUUUGUUCCCGGUGUUAAAUUAGGCAAAGUAUGGGUACCAAAACAAGGGGAUCCAAAAGGUGGAAUGGAAGAAAAAAUCAUUCUAGAUCUCGAAGAUGGUGCCGAAGAAGCGUUGGGCAAUGCCACAGAAGCCGAUUUGGUUGAUUUGGCUGGUAUUCUUGGUCUACAUUCAAUGCUCAAUCAAGAUCAAUAUGAAGCAUCCAUAUUGAACAAAGGACAACCAUUGGGCGAUAAAUUUGAAUCGAUUGUUAAAUCAACAAAACCUAAAAAAAUCCUACCACCUGAACCGGAUAAUAUGACCGAUCCGGAAAAAACGGCUAAACAAGUGGCGGAAAAUGAUCCAAAUUUAACUAAUCUAAAUUGGAACAAUAUCAAAUACAUACCACGUGAAACAUUUAAAAAAUUAUUUAAUGGUUUAAAGACCAACACCAAUCUAAUUGAAUUGAAUCUUUCAAAUACCGGACUGACCGAUGGUCCUGCUGAGAAAUUAAUGGAAGCAUUAAAAGUCAAUGAAUCAUUGCGAAAAGUGAAUCUGGAAUCCAAUUAUCUAUCCGGUCCCAUGAUACGUGAUUUGAUUGAAGCUUUAUUAGAUAAACAAAAUAUUGUCGAAUUCCGUGCCGCUAAUCAACGUCCACAGAUCAUGGGCAAUCGAUAUGAAAUGGAAAUUGCUAAACUAAUUCAACAGAAUAAAACCCUAUUGAAAUUGGGACUUAAUUUCGAUGUUCCAGAUGCUCGACAUAAAGUGGCCACACAGCUGCAAUUAAAUAAUGAUAGUUGUCGUCUUAAACGUUUAGCUUCGGUUGAAGGUUAAUCGAUGAAACUUAUAUCACGGAUAAUUUUGGCAACAAUCGAAACCAAUUUAGUCAAAUCAAUUUUAAAUUUGAUACAAAAAAAUGUCUAGUUUUUUUCAUCAUUAUCUUCCACGAAACAAGGCUCUAAAUGAAAAUCAACGAAUGAAUUUGAUGCACAUUGAAGAAUAUCCCGUUUUUCUCUUGUAAUUAUAUUAACCAGAAAAAAUCAUUUAAUUUUUAAAUAGUUCAUAUUUACCUACUACACACACAGACAACAUGUAUUCAUCAUUUUGUUUUAAUUAUAAUUAAUUUAAUCGACAAAAUUCACAAGUUCGAUAAACAUGAGACAUAGACAUAGAUACACCGCAGAAAGAAAUUCGAAUGUUUUGCAUUUUUUUUUUGUUUCACAAUUCUUUAAUCUUUUUUAUAUAAAGAAAAAACAAAAACAUCCAUACACACACACACUUGUACUAAUAUAUUAUAAACUAUUCUUAUAAAGAAUUUUAACACACAAA
This is a messenger RNA of Dermatophagoides farinae (American house dust mite), 2096 nucleotides long. RefSeq names its product tropomodulin (gene tmod). The record is from RefSeq and is a predicted model, not a curated record. Gene Ontology annotation, biological process: pointed-end actin filament capping; myofibril assembly; actin filament organization. Gene Ontology annotation, cellular component: myofibril; cytoskeleton. Gene Ontology annotation, molecular function: tropomyosin binding. NCBI's taxonomy places the organism in Eukaryota, Metazoa, Arthropoda, Arachnida, Sarcoptiformes, Pyroglyphidae.